UUCGCGGCUUGGGCGCCGCAGUUCCUGCUCCAGGCGUGGAUAUAGCGGGAGUUGUGAAUGGAUCCUGCGCAGAGGGGUUCUCGCCGGGGGAACCGGAGAGAAUGCAGACGCUAGAAACAUGCCGAGAGAAGAUGGGAAGCCCGGGGCUGUUGUGGCCGUCGCGACUGAACCUCGGUUUACCCAGCGCUACAGGGAAUACCUCGAGAAACAAAAACUCCUGGAUAGGCGGCACCGUGUAGCAAAGAUGCCGGAUGGCACCGUGGCGCUCCCGGUGCUGGGGGAGACCCUCCCCGAGCAGCACCGGCGGGAGCUGACCGAUCGCGUGGCCCCAGGCAGCACCUGUGUGCUGACGCAGCUCCUGCAGCCUGUUCCUUCAAAGACGACCCAGAGUCGUGCACCUGCCCAGAGACUGUGCCUGCAGGUGAGGCGGUGGGUGGAGGCCCGGGGAGUAGCGUGGUCAGCGGAGCUGGAGGCUGAUUUGCCCCGAUCCUGGCAACGGCACGGCGACCUCUUGUUGCUGAGUGAAGAAUGUUUCCAGGCCAGGCAGUGGGGAAAUCUAGAACCAGAACUCUGGGCCACCGUUGCCUCGGCGCUUGGCGUCCAGCGCUUGGCCAAACGAGGGCGGGUGUUACCCGACGGCACUCGAACGCCAGCAGUGACCCUGCUGCUGGGUGACCAUGGCUGGGUAGAGCAUGUGGAUAAUGGUAUCCGAUAUAAGUUUGACGUGACUCGCUGCAUGUUCUCUUUUGGAAACAUCACGGAGAAGCUGCGCGUGGCAUCGCUGUCCUGUGCUGGAGAAGUGUUGGUGGAUCUCUAUGCGGGCAUUGGUUAUUUUACAUUGCCCUUCCUCGUUCAUGCUGGCGCCGCCUUUGUCCAUGCCUGUGAGUGGAACCCCCAUGCCGUGGCUGCUCUGAGAAAGAACCUGGAGAUCAACGGAGUGGCAGAUCGCUGCCAGAUACACUUUGGGGAUAACAGAGUGCUGAAGCUUUCGAACGUUGCAGAUAGGGUGAACCUGGGGCUGAUUCCCAGCUCUGAAGAAGGCUGGCCCAUUGCCUGCAGAGUCCUGCGACAGGAUGCUGGCGGCAUUUUGCAUAUCCACCAAAAUGUGGACUCCUUCCCAGGGAAGAGUCCCCAGCCUCCUGGAAGCAGUGAAAUGAAGAAAGAGCAUUGCCCUUACACUCAGCAAAUUAUCACCAACCAAGAGGAAAAUGGAGCUACCGGGGAUUCUGGGAGAAAAGUGCUGUCGCCAUCCACCAAGCCGGAAUGGCAGAGGUGGGCACAAUCUGCAGAAACUCGAAUUGCCACUCUUCUUCAGCAGGUGCAUGGGAAACCAUGGAUGACACAGAUCCUGCGCAUCCAGCCAGUGAAAUCCUAUGCUCCCCACGUGGAUCACGUAGUCCUAGAUCUGGAAUGCCGCCCUGUCCUCUAGUUGGCUAGAGAGGUAGAUCCUGGGAUACAAGGAUCCUAGUAUGAGUGAACUCUGUGUCAGCUCCGACUGGGUGCCUACCUGUUUCCUGUCCUGGAGAUCUAUUUUAGUAUUUUAUGGCCCUGAAAGUGGCUCUAGUCUAAUCCAAAUCAGUUACUUUGCCUUCCAUUGAUCCCACUGAGAAUGAGCUACAAACCUGGAAAAAGUAGCAUGUCUCAUUGAAGUGAGACCCAUGUAUGCAGUCGUGAAUCAUGAAUUCUGACUUCAGUUCUGACCUGGGGUACAUGUUUCACUAUGCAUUUGGCCUUGAAUUUCCUUGUUUGCAAAAUGAGGGUAUCUUUGAACUGUCUCAAAUGGCUGUUUAAAAAAAGAGUUGUACACAAAUGAAAGA
Messenger RNA from Lepus europaeus (European hare), 1817 nucleotides. It is a transcript of the gene TYW2, whose product is annotated as tRNA methyltransferase 12 homolog. Gene Ontology annotation, cellular component: cytoplasm. Bases 119 to 1429 code for a protein of 436 amino acids. The transcript has a single exon. The record is from RefSeq and is a predicted model, not a curated record. Gene Ontology annotation, molecular function: tRNA methyltransferase activity. Lineage: Eukaryota; Metazoa; Chordata; Mammalia; Lagomorpha; Leporidae. Gene Ontology annotation, biological process: tRNA methylation.